Messenger RNA from Symbiodinium sp. CCMP2592, 1617 nucleotides. Lineage: Eukaryota; Dinophyceae; Suessiales; Symbiodiniaceae. The record is from the annotation of a GenBank genome assembly.
AUGGGGCUGGUCAAGGAGGCGGCAGGGACCGGAUGGGAAGUUCGGGAGAUCAAGCAGCUGCUGCCCAGCAUGAGUCGGACCUGUGAAGUCCAGAGCUCGACGGUGAACAAAGCAGACGGUCUCCGCGAGCUCUGCAAGGCCAUCGACGUUCCCAUGCAGCAUGCCUGGGCCUUCGGAGACGACGCGAAUGAUGUGCGGAUGCUGUCUGAAGUCGGUUGGGGUGUUCGCAUGGCCAACCACCUGCCAGCGCUGGCUGGGGUAGGCCAGGAUGUGACUGACUUCACGAACGAGGAGGAUGGGGUCGCCAAAUAUCUCCAUGCGCACUUACUCUCAGGCCUCGAGCAGUUGGUCAGUGGCGAUGCGGCCCAAGUGGCAAGCGCUCUGGUGCAGGCGCUGAUGAACCACCCCGGCCAUGCCGAAGUGCAGCGACAUGCGAGCAAUGCCCUGGUGAAGGCGCUCGAAAGUCACUCCGGCCAUGCUGAUGUGCAGGGCAGUGCGAGUCUUGCUCUGGGAAACCUAUGCGCCCUCUCCCCAGAGCGCGCUGCGAAGGCCUUUGAGCUGGGAGCCAUGGAGCCACUGGUGCAGGCCCUCGAGAGCCCCCGCAAAGUGCAGGCCGAAGGGAGCGUUCCUGGCCCUCACCGCCUUCGCUCUGACUCUACCUCUUCCUGGAUGGCGGACUCGAUGGCGAGCGCGCUGCCCUCGCUGGGAGCCCUGGAUGCCCUGGUGAAGGCGCUCGAGAGCCAUCCCAGCCAUGCCGACCUGCAGCGAGCUGCGAGCCUUGCUAUUGGAGAAUUAUGCCAAUUAUGCGCCAACUCCCACGAGCGCGCUGCGAAGGCCGCUGAGCUGGGAGCCCUGAAGGCUCUGGUGCAGACUCUGACAAGCCACACCAGCAAUGUCUCCGUCCAGCGCGUUGGGAUCAUUGCUCUGGGAAACUUAUGCCAAGACUCCCAAGAACACGCUGCGAAGGCCGCUGAGCUGGGAGCCCUGGAACAGCUGGUGAACGCCCUCGAGAGCCACCCCAGCCCCAGCCCUGCCGAAAUGCAGCAGCGAGAUGCGAGCUUGGCUCUGGUACGCUUAUGCGGCGACUCCCAACAUGCAAUGGUGAAGGCACUGGAGAGCCAUUUCAGCAAUGGCGGAGUGCAGCGCGAUGCGAGCCGGACUCUGGGAAUCUUGUGCAACGACUCGCAAGAGCGAGCUGCGAAGGCCGUUGAGCUGGGAGCCCUGGAGGCUCUGGUGCAGGCGCUGACGAGCCACUUCUGCGACAACUCCCAAAAGCGUGCUGCCAAGGCCGCUGAGCUGGGAGCCCUGGGACCUCUGGUAAAGGCGGCUGAGUUGGGAGCACUAGAAGCUGUGGUAAAGGCGCUCGAGAGCCACCCCAGCGAUGUCGAAGUGCAGCGAGCUGCGAGCGACUCUUUGGAACAACUAUGUGCCAACUCCCAAGAUCGCGCUGCGAAGGCCGCUGAGCUGAGGGUAAAGGCGGAUCCUAAAGCAGGCGGAACCCGGCCCAGCAUCCCAGACGCGACUCCGGAGAGCCCCAUCGAAGCACCGGCAGCCUUGAUUGAGUUCGCCAGCAGAGAGAUCACAGAUGCCAUGAAGAGCAGUACCAACCAGCCAUGA